This is a messenger RNA of Pogonomyrmex barbatus (red harvester ant), 2118 nucleotides long. Its product is annotated as coiled-coil domain-containing protein 6. Lineage: Eukaryota; Metazoa; Arthropoda; Insecta; Hymenoptera; Formicidae. The record is from RefSeq and is a predicted model, not a curated record.
GACUCGUCGUCGCGUUCGCGAAAACAGUCGGCGAGUGAGUGCGGAGCAAACAGCUGAUAUCGUUUCUGCGGUACGUCCCUCGGCGUGCCAGAGCACAUGUCCGCCGUGCGAUAAUCACGCCACGGUGUCGCGCUACUGCCGCGUAUCUCCCCGGCGACGGCGAGUGAGCGGACGCGAGAGCGAGAAGUACGUGCAUGCGAGCCCACGCCGGCGACUGGCCGCCCCGUCCUCGAUCGCGUGCGAUGAGAAGCGACCGGCGAUAACCGGCAUUCCUCUUUACCGUCCCCAUCGUUGCCGUGACCGUCGCCGUCGUUGUCGUUAACCCGCGUGGGAAACAUGGCCGAUCGCGAUAGCGCGUCCGAGAGCGACUCCAGCUCGAUCGACGGCGGACCGAUUAUGAUGCCACCGUCGCCGGUUACGCGCGAGCAGCUGCAGAAGCGCAUCGAGUCGUUGCAGCAGCACAACCGCGUGCUCAAAGUCGAGCUCGAGACGUACAAGCUGCGGGUGAAGGCCCUGCAGGAGGAGAACCGUGGCCUGCGCCAGGCAUCUGUCAUCAUUCAAGCCAAGGCCGAGCAAGAAGAGGAGUUUAUAAGCAACACUCUGCUAAAGAAGAUUCAAGCCUUGAAGAAGGAGAAGGAGACUCUGGCUCACCACUAUGAACAGGAGGAAGAGUGUCUCACCAAUGAUUUGUCGCGAAAACUAAAUCAACUGCGGCAGGAGAAAUGCAGGCUCGAGCAGACGUUAGAACAGGAGCAGGAAUGCCUGGUGAAUAAACUGAUGAGGAAAAUCGAGAAGUUGGAAGCAGAGACGCUAGCCAAACAGAGCAAUCUGGAGCAGCUGCGUCGCGAGAAAGUUGAGUUAGAGAAUACGCUGGAACAGGAGCAGGAGGCAUUAGUGAACAAGCUGUGGAAGCGAAUGGAUAAACUCGAGGCUGAAAAGAGAAUGCUGCAAAUCAAGCUGGAUCAACCAGUUUCUGAUCCUACUUCACCUAGAGAAAUCAACAACGGCGACACUGCCACAAACCUAAGCACUCACAUCCAGACUCUGAGAAGCGAGGUUGCUCGAUUAAAACACACGCUGCUAAUCUCACAACAAGAACAUACGGAGAAAAUGAAGCGAUAUGUCAAUGAAGAGAAGCAAAUACGUGAGGAGAAUCUGAGACUGCAGAGAAAGUUGCAACUAGAGGUGGAGCGUCGCGAGGCCUUGUGUAGACACCUCUCGGAGUCUGAGUCUAGACAUGAUUUUCGCAGCUUGGAGAUGGAAGAAGAACGGCACUACAAUGAAAUAGUGAUGUCCGGGGGGAACAUAAGGACCCGUACGGUAUCCAGUCCUGUGCCCUACAAUCCGUCACCUAGUUCUUCAAGGCCAUUGAGCCCUGGUAUUAACGUGUUAGGUUCUACAUCCAGAGAGGGCUUCAGCGCAAACCGGUGCUACGCUUGCGGCCAGCCGACUGCUCCUCCGUUCGCGAGCUCAUCGCCUCCUUCAGGGGGACAUAUUGUGGCGCCGUCCAGUAGACGUACCUCGGAUCGUUUCGUCAAGCCAGCGAUUCCGCCCACCAUUGUGAGUCCUGGCGGGCCGCCGACCAUUGCUCCCAAUCCUACGAAUCCCGUUGCCGCUCCGCAUCCAGGAUCACCGAUGGACAUCGCAAAGACAUAAGUUGAACCAAGUUGAGGGGAGGGCUCUCCACAGAAACCCCUUUUAUGUAGUCGCGCGCAAGGCACUUCUCUAAACGGUGCGUUCUAGCUGGAAAAUAUGCGGGAAAAUCGUCCGCAUUUCGAUCGAAACACCACCGUUGGCGCUUUUUCUUGUCGGAUGUUUCCGUUUGUUAACUACUAUUUCAGCUCUAAUGUGUAACACACGGGCUAUAAGAGAUUGAGAGAGAGAAUGAGAGAGAAAGAGAGAUAUGGGACUUAAUUAUCUCGAUCUGAAUGGACAGAAUUAUAAAAUUAAACAAUGCAUGAAAGCAUCUCGCUUCUCAAUCGCGGGAUGACUUUUUCCGUAUCCCUUUGAUAAUUCCUCAUAUGUUGCCUGAAGUUCCAUUCAGACCGAGCCCCUUAUCAUACUAUGCAAUUAAUAUCGUUUGAAUGUUCUACAUAAGAAAAUGACAAAAAAAAAAAA